This is a messenger RNA of Homalodisca vitripennis (glassy-winged sharpshooter), 3694 nucleotides long. RefSeq names its product glucose-6-phosphatase 2 (gene G6P). Gene Ontology annotation, cellular component: membrane. Gene Ontology annotation, molecular function: glucose-6-phosphatase activity. The record is from RefSeq and is a predicted model, not a curated record. Gene Ontology annotation, biological process: glucose 6-phosphate metabolic process; gluconeogenesis. Lineage: Eukaryota; Metazoa; Arthropoda; Insecta; Hemiptera; Cicadellidae. The coding region runs from base 384 to 1436 and encodes 350 amino acids. The transcript is spliced from 7 exons.
GAAGAAACGAGAAGAAGAAGACCUUAAUCACUAAAUCGUAAUCAAUCGGCAUUAGAAAGAAUGGUUGUUUUUAAUGAACAAGUGAAAAAAACAAAAUUAGGCUAAUUGGUCGAGUGAGAAUCUGUCAUAUGUCUAAAAGUAAGGGUGUGUUAGUUAAAGUGUAAAGAUUGUGUUUUGUCCAUUAUAUAUCAUAUUACAACAAUAUUUAACUGUGAUUCGUUAUGCAGCCUAUCUGUGAUUAUUUGAAUGCUGUAGUGGUAUUUCAUAGAUGGAACAUUACUUUUCUUAGAUUUUUAAAUUUUGAUUUACUGUUAUAAAACUUGUAAGAAUAAAUACAUGUUCUUAAAAUAACUAAAACUUUAAUUUAGGAUAAAAUAAACAUCAUGAGCCUUUGGAAAACAAUGAACCUGUAUGAAGCUUUUUUCAUAAGAAAAUUCCAAGACUAUUUCAUGGGGUACGACUCUAUGUUCCUAAGUGUGACGAAAGUGUCCGACCCUGGUUAUGCCAUGUCCAUUCUGUUUCCUGUGGCCGCUUCAGUGAACACGCCCCUGGGGGCUGACAUCCUUGUUGUCACUGUAGCUGCUGAAUGGCUGAAUACACUUCUUAAAUGGUUGCUGAUGGAGGACAGGCCAUUCUGGUGGGUGCGUGAGUACGGUACGGGUGCGCCAGAGUUGCGUCAGACCCCUCUCACCUGUGAGACUAGUCCUGGCUCACCCUCUGGACACGUCAUGGGCUUUGCUGCGCUACUCUAUGCCCUCUUGCGAUGGGCCAUCGCUAACUUCAUCAAUAAAAGCUCAGAACUCACGCAUAAUCAGAAAAAAAGAAGAAGGCAGUUUCUUUGGGGCGUGGUGCUGGUAGCUUUAGUUUUGGUGUCUUUGUCUCGAGUAUUUGUCGCUGCUCAUUUUCCUCAUCAGUGUGUUUUAGGAGCAUUACUUGGACUGAUGAUCGGCUACGUGCUGACUGACCAAGGGCCGUGGUGUCUGCGGAAUUGGUGGAGGGGGGCCUCUCGCUUUUCACUCUUCUGCGUCUCUCUCACUCUUAUCGCCAUUUCAGCCGGAGCUUACGUCUUACAACUUGCUCUGGGCGUAGAUCCACAGUGGUCAGUGCGGAUGGCAUUUAAGUGGUGCCGUAAUCCUGAGUACGUACACGUGGUCACAACCCCUCUCUUCUCCUUGGUGCGAGACUGUGGCGCCUCGCUCGGACUGGCAAUGGCCUCUCCAAUAAAGCUCAGAAGUGAUAUCAAGUUCUAUCCUGUCCUGGGAGUGACCCUGGUGAUCCUGAUGGUUGUUUCCCUCCAGUUUCUCAAGGACCUCAUCCCUACAGCUAACGCAGUCAUGUUCUACGUAUGCCAGUUUUCUCUCCACGCUACACUACCCUUCCUUCUUCUCUUUUUGGUUCCAGUCAUCGCUUCCUUGUACAAAGUCAAAGAAGAUUAACUGAACCUCAACACUUUAAAUUAUCUAGUCCAGGCCAAAUUUUAUCACUAACACCAUAGUUUUAUAUUUAACGAUGUAGACAGUUUUGAAUGACUAAUUUAUGAUGUUAGUAUGUAAGCAUCAAUGUUUAUGCAGUAUAAUGUAUAGUCAGAACACCGAUGUUGAUAGAUUUAAGUGAAAGUGACAUUUACAGAAUUCUUUGAUUCGAGCCUUUGAUUUGUUCCCACUAGAUACAAUAAUAUUGAGUACUAAAGAGGAAACACAUGUACACAACUAUUUUAUCAAUUAAUUUAAUAAAUUCUUUUUUUAAAGUAACAGUAUAAUGAAACAUUUUUCUUAUGAAAUAUAUAAGUCUUUUAACAUUUCAAUUACAGACAUGUAACAUACAAUGUUUCAUCAAACGUAUAAUAUAUUUAUUAUAUUACUAAAAAAUGGAAAACUAUUACAUGUUUUUUAAGGUAUAUGAUCUAAUAUUGAUCCAAUUAGAUCACCUGGUGGUGAAUAUUCUGUGUCUCUAAAACAUUGAAUUAUAAUUCAAUGUUAUAUUUGUGUAUUGAGUGGAAAUUAAUGUAGUGGAAAAUAAUAAAUAACAUGAAACCGUCUGUUACUACCAUAUCAGACUUAUCGUGUAUGAAUAAGCCCCACAGAAAUGAAAUUUUGUAUAAAUAUACUGUGAUUGCCAAUUUUGGGAAGUUAAAUGUAACUUGUAGUUUAGUUCUGUGGAUAAUAAUUUGUCCAAGAGUCAGGUGAUCCAAGGUGCCUUUGAUACACCUCUGUACUCUGUCCAUCCACGCAUCCAGCGGUAUGUUCAUCAGAAUUGUCUUGUAUUCUGGUAUUUUGAUAUAUUCAUUUAUUUCUCUCAUUGUCCACUCUAGUACAUAUGGUGACAGUUCCCCUCAUGUAAAGCUAAAUAUAAGCGUAUAAAUAAUUUAUAUAAAUGAUGUACCAAAAAUUAAGGUUAUAUUGGUAACCCCUAGCUGCAGGCAUGGUAAUUAAUAAAGGUUACCACUUUUUAUUGCAUGAAAAUUCUCAUGAGAAAGGAUUUUAAUUUUUAACAAACAUCGUGCUGCCAGCACUGUAAUAGUAGCUGCACUCCCAUUGGUGUUACAUUGUUGGAAACAAAUAAAUGUACCGUUGUAGAUUGAACAAAAUGUCAGUUCAUAACACCUUGAUAAUUAUUUUUUACUUUUAAGUAGUAUUAUUGCUACCUUUAAGUAUGUACUAAAAUAGAGGUUACUAAGACGUUUGUGAUUUGUUUUCAAAGAAAAUUCACUCUCUUGUAUAAAAGUUAUAGCUGAAUAAUUAAAAAAAAUGAUGUGGCACCAAUUACGGGCCCUGAACAAGCAAGACAUCUGGAUAUCAAUAUUGUGUUUUUUUUUUCAACUUUGAUACUGGCUACUGUUGGCUUACCUCUGGAGAAAUUUCAGUUUCAGAUAGCUUUAUUCAUUAAAAUGUGCAUGUGCAUAGAAUGGAUAGCGCCAUUACUCUAAAUUAUAAUUACAAAUGUGAUUUAGAAAACUAGGCCUUUGCUAUACAGUCAGUUUACAUUAAUGUUUUCCUUCCUUUAUUAUAUCUGGCAAUGACCCUUUACUUGAAAUGAAUCUUGGAAAUGAUAUCUCGUCCCUUUAUAAGAUGUCUUUUUUGACUUCCUUUUUGAAACUGCACACACAGUUGAUUAAUGGGUAAGAAAACACUGAAGUUACAAUAAUUUAUUUUUAUUGUCACAUUGUAUGUAUUGCCAAUCGCCAGAUUUGAAGUCGUCCUCACUUUUUUUUAAAGUAACUCAAAGCAAUAAGUGUAAAAUAUAUGUAUAUAGGUAUAUUUAAGUUUCUUUCACUGACUGUAACUGUUAUCAUUUAAAAUUUCUAAGUCAAUUACCAUGCCUGCUACCAAAGAUAUAAGUUAGGCUGUACAGUCGGACGGUGACCAUCCAAACAGUCUGAAACAGUUGACUUCUUAUUGUUUUUAGAUGUUUAACUAAGUAAAGAACACUAGAGUUGUAUAUUUGAUGAUCAUGAAAUUCAUGUGAGCUCUCAAAGAUUGUGCGAGGGAGGAGUGUCUAAAAAAUUACAGGUGCGAACAUCUAAUGUGUGACACUCAAAUUAUUAUAAAAUAAAACCAAAAAUAAAAACCCAAUUUCAUCCACUCUAUACUGAACAGCAAUGUUUUAUUUUCCAAAAAGUAAUUGUAGGUGAGAAAUAACGUAUUAACCCUUAUAACGUCAGUAUAUCUUUUCACGACUUCCAGCAAACGGCACA